Helianthus annuus (common sunflower) is the source of this 1251-nucleotide messenger RNA. RefSeq names its product transcription factor MYB13. Bases 72 to 827 code for a protein of 251 amino acids. Lineage: Eukaryota; Viridiplantae; Streptophyta; Magnoliopsida; Asterales; Asteraceae. The transcript has 3 exons. The record is from RefSeq and is a predicted model, not a curated record.
AAGGUCUUCCUUAGCCACACACACACAAAAAAAAAAACAUUUACAGAAAGAUACCCUAGUGGCUAGAGAAGAUGGUUAGGGCACCAUGCUUUGACAAAUACGGAAUCAAGAAAGGCGCAUGGUGUGAAGAUGAAGACAACAAACUAAGAGCUUAUAUCCAGAGAUACGGUCAUCCUAACUGGCGAGAGCUUCCUAAGCUUGCUGGGUUGUCUAGAUGCGGAAAGAGUUGUAGGCUACGAUGGAUGAAUUAUUUGCGCCCAAAUGUCAAACAUGGGAAUUUUACUAAAGAAGAAGAAGAUGUGAUUAUUGGUGUUCAUAACAAGCUUGGCAAUAAAUGGUCAAAGAUGGCUGCACUAUUGCCGGGAAGAAGUGAUAAUGAAAUAAAGAAUCACUGGCACACACAUUUAAGGAACCGAGUUACAAAAGAUCAGGCUGGGUUAAAGAAUGACCCAUCUGAAAGUCUUAAACACAGUGCUGCUAACCUUAAUCGAUGUCCGCUAGUACUAAACCCCAACUUAAAGAAUCAACAGGAAGUUGAAAUCUUAGUGGCUGUAAUGUCAUCUGAUGUGACAUCAUCUUCUUCCGCAUGUGAAUCUUCACCAUGUUCACUGAGUGUCUCAGAUUAUGGAGUUCCUAGUGAUGUUACAGCACAAGUUUCAGAUACAGCCGGAAAUUUUUGGAUUGAGCCGUUUUUACCGGAUGACGGUAGCAUCAUAUCAUCAAGUGAUCACAUGUUCUCAUCAUUUGGCAUAGCUGAUGAUCUCAUCUCCCAUGCUACUUUGCAAGGCUACAUCAUCGAUGACUUGCCUUUAUGGUCAACUAAUUAAAUUUAUAUUUUUGUCGUCUACUUAGAACAAGUUUAUAAGUCAAGAUCUAUUCAUUUUCUGAACAAAAUAUAUCUUUGGGUGCUACUUUCUACACCCCCCCUAUUUACUUUUUUCACCCCCUCCUCUCACAUACUUACAGGUGGGGCCUGCGUGGGACCGACAGUUUUCCUCUCACAAAGGGGGUAUAAUCAGGAAAGAGAGGGGUGGCGUAUAGAAUGAGCCUAUAUCUUUAAGUGGACUACAGAAGUUUUCCUUUGGUCAAUUUUUGAAAGUUAUUUUGAUCCUAGGUGAUCUGUCAGCUAGUUGAUGUACUAGAUGUGAAUAGUGUUUAUAGCUGAAAAGCCAAUAAUGUUUGUCAACUCAUCACAUACUCUUAAAUAUGUACCACAUUUGCGAGUAAUUCAACUAGUAGAUCCUUCAUAAA